AUCGCCGGUCCGCUGUGUCCCACGGACACAGCGGAUCACGGAAAGAGACGAAGAUGUCGGCUCGGUCAUGUGACCAGCUGUGUCCAAUCACAGCUGAUCACAUGGGACAUGUACACAGAUCAUCAGUGCACUGAUGAUCAGUGUGCCCUGAUGAUCAGUGUGGCCCCAGAAGUGCCACCUGUCAGUGCUCAUCAGUGCCACGUGCCAGUGCCCAUCAGUGCCACGUGCCAGUGCCCAUCAGUGCCACAUCAAUGCCACAUAUCAGUGCAUACCAGUGCACAUCAAUGCCACAUAUUAGUGCCCAUCUGAGCUGCCUUUCAAUGUCACCCAUCAGUGCCAGUCAGUGCCACCUAUCAAUGCCAAUCAGUGCCACCUAUCAGUGCUGCCAAUCAGUG
Messenger RNA from Staurois parvus, 395 nucleotides. NCBI's taxonomy places the organism in Eukaryota, Metazoa, Chordata, Amphibia, Anura, Ranidae. The record is from the annotation of a GenBank genome assembly.